GUAGUCUUCGACACGUAGAAUCGAGAUCAAUGGCGAUUUUAUCAAGUGACAGUUCUUCGGUGCUGUCGAAAAAGCUGUUUUCAUCAGUUGCCAGAGAUAAACGUUAUAUUCGAAAUGUAAACAACUGACAAUUGAGUCAUGCAACUUACGUAUAAGAUUUUUUGGUAGAAAUAUGUAACGUUGCGAUACUUUUGGGGAGAAAAAUUACGUUAUAACCAUGGCGGAUGCAGACGUUUAUGGUAGUACGACCCCAUCCCCGUGGCUCUCCGACAUGCCAAUAAAUGAGCAAUUCAUCUGGUUACUCUGUUCAUUAGUAUCUGUCAUCUCCUGGGUUGUUUAUAUCGCCUAUUACAACAGCAGAGUUAUUGGAUACGUUCUUACUAGGUUGCUUAACAGAUUUGUCAUCCGUGAUGGAUAUGUUAAAGUUGGAUCAUUUACUCUUAGUGCACUGAGUGGGAAAAUAAUGUUCCGAGAUAUAGUUUACAUCACAAAUGAUUAUAGCGUAAGAAUUCAAGAUGGGUGGCUUAUAUUUCGAUGGUGGAGAAGUUAUGUUCCAAAAGAUGUUUCUGAAGAUUUGUCUCAUUCUGAUACUCGUCUAUCAGUUAUGUUGAAUGGUUUUGAAUUGCAUGUCUAUAAUCGCUGUGAGCUUUAUGCUCAACUCGAGAAACUCUUUGGGUUAACUCCCCAAGUGUAUCCUGACGAAGAAAAUCAUAAUGUAAAUAUCGACGAUAAUGAUAAAGAGUCCAUAAGCAAUGUAGCAAAUGAAGCCCGUCACCAAAUAAAUGCAAUGGAUGUCACUCGGCGAGUUAAUAAUAUCAGAAGACAGGAAGCUCAUGUAAUUGCUAGAACUUGGAGAGAUUUAAUUCCUGUCAUUAAGUUGGACAUUUGCACUGGAAGAGUAGUGUUUGGUAAUCGUUUAGUUCCUACAACCCUAUCCAUAACGGUCGAAGAAGCACAUUUCGUAUAUUCUACAAAGCCGGCUGCAUCUCGAUAUGAUCAUUUCAUGCAUUUCACCAAAUGCAAGGCUGAAAAUUUCAAAGUCAUUCUGGCCCCUAGUCCUAAGUAUAUUGGAAUGGUGGAUGAACCGCCAAGAUACAUGGGUGAAGGAUUUGUUGUGCUGAGUUCGAAUAAUAUGGAGCUUUAUUAUUACAUGGAUCAGCCAGGUGUAGUUCCAGAGCAUCCAGAAAUGAUUAGGUUAGCAAACGGGGACAUGGUUGAAGCGAUGCCUCCCAUUUGGGGAAUUGAUAUAAAGUGUGGUAAAGGUACAGACUUCAGUUACGGCCCAUGGGCUGAUAGACAAAGAGAACAUUUAUUUAGGUUUUUUUUCCCAAACGAUUAUCAGCCAUUGAAAAUUACAAAAGCACCUGUUCCUGGCGAGAAAAGACAAGUUCAGUCGUUUGAUAUUCGUUUGUCAACCCUGAACGAAGCUACGGUCGAUAUAUUAUUCAGCAAGAACAAAGAAACCAAUGCAAUCCACAUAAACGUCGGUCCUGGAUCAUACUUAGAAGUUACCAUGCCUUGGAUAGUGUUGCAAGAUGGUUACACUACAAAAAUAACAGGACAGUUACUGCAUCUCGAGGCGACAACCAGUUUACAGUAUAGAAGUUUAGUUGAAAGUGAAACUUUGGAGUUUGGAAUAAAGUGUCAUUAUCCUAUAAGAUGGAACGAUCAUCAGGAAUGGGUACUAAAUCUUACCGGCUGCAAAGCAACUGCUAAUUUAGUUUAUUCACACAAAGAAUUCUUUCAAGAUAUGAUUAAUGAUUGGGCCAGUAAAGCGAGGCCAGAUCUUUUACAUUUUGUACCAUAUACCUGGAAGUUUAGUUUACUAUUGAAAGAAUUUGAAUUAUUAACUAUAAGUAACGAAUACAACUGGAUCGACUGUUCUUCUCAGAAUCAAGAAAAUGCGCACAUUGCAUUUUGUGGAGACUUGUUCGAUCUUUCGUUUGAUCUGCCGUUUGUGGAUUUUCUCCCAGUUACAAUACCGCUGCGAUUUUGGAUACAAGGCGAAAGUGUGGACUUGUCUUUUUAUCUACCCGAAGUAAAUACAAAUCGGAACAUUCUAUUAGCCCUACAUAAAAAUGCAAAGAUUGUGUCAAGAGAUGGAUCGGUUCGCCAAUUAGCAGACUUGGAUAGAAAUAAGAAGUGGAGAAACGUAUGUCAGAAGGAAUUUGGCUGGGUCGAUUGCUGGUCUGUGCCUAUCGUUGCAUUGAGCAUCAAUUAUACGUAUCAUCCCUGCCCACCUCUGGGCCCAACUCCUCAGGCAAAUAUAACUACUCCAGAAAAAGAGGAAAUUUUAUUAUCGCCAAUGCGAAUACCCAGAUGUAGAAAAUCUCCAGGACUUCAUUGGACUCAGGAUGGUUCCCAAAGAUUUGAUCCACAAUCCCUUUCACCAGACAAAGUUAGUCUAGAAUUGGAAAUAGGCCCAUCAGUUUUAAUUACAUAUGGUUCACUUAUCAAAAAUUUUGUACAUUUGAAAGAAAACAUUUUUGGAGACUAUCAAUCUUUUACUGAUAUGCAACAAAGUCGUAGUUCGUCCACCACUAUGAGUAAUGAGCGCACCAAAGAAAGAGAUGUUCAUAAUAAUAGUAUCGAAACGUCAGCAGAAGACGAAGAGUUAAAAUCGAAGCCCUUUGACCCCAGAGAUUAUCGACCUAUGGAAGUCACUGUGGGGAUCACAAUGCAUGAUAUUCAAGCUCAUCUUGUGAAAAACUGUAAUGAAAAUGAUCCCCCGUGCCCAGUUAUUCUGUUGGAGCGCUUUGGCUUUGAAAUGAAAAAAGGCUACAAGGAAACAGAAUUGCAGUUAUUGCUCUCUCCAGCAAUUAUGUUAUUGAUGGAUAAUGUAACAAGAUCUGGAAGGGAUAAACAUUUGAAUCAAGGGCACCUUAUGCUGAGCGCACUGCAAGUCAGAGGACAUGCAAUGUUUAGCGACGAAGGAAGAAGCUUAGACCAAGAAACGUUAGAGUAUGCUUGGUUGAUAGAAGUUCAAUUAGGAAAAUUGAGUGGUAAAAUAAGUUCCCCGCAAUUACAUCAUCUUUUCACUACGUUAGAAACGUUUUUGUUAAUGGUGAAAAAUACAGAGAAUAAUUUAAAACCUCCCGGAACACCACAUUUCUGUCAUCAUGGCCUACCUCCACUUCAAUGUGCCGACAGUGACCCAGAUAACCAUUACAGGUGUCCUACUUCAGAAGACAUAAAGUAUAGAAUGACAAGAGUAUCGUUAGACGCCAUUGACUUAUAUCUGCAAGAAGCUGGAACGGCAAUUCAGAUUUGGAUGUCACCCAUUCGCGUGUCUACUUGUAAUCUUCAUGGUCAGCAAGUGAAGUCCGGUGUUACUGGAGUCUUACCUGCGAUACUAAUACGCCAGUUUGUAUCAGCAGCUGAACAUUUUGCGAAUGCCAGUAACACAAACACAACUGGAAGCGGUCGAUCACAUAAUAACGCAAGCAGCCGCAUGUCAGGUGAUGGGUCUGAUAUUUGGCUUGAGGUGGGCUCAGUAUCUUUAGGCCCAGUUAUAAUAGAAGCAGCGAUUUCAUUGCCAACACCAGAACACAAUUUACAUUUGGUGCAGAAUAAAUAUUUAAAAAUGCAUGAUGAAAGAACGAAACGGUUGUGGUUUUUAUGGCCUGUAGAAAGUGGUGUAAAAGCAGCAAAAUGUGGAUGCAUUGGUGGCUGUGCAUUUUUUGGCAACAAUAAAAAUGGCACAAGAUUUUUUAAACCGAGUUACCACGAUUUGCAGGAUGGUAUUAAUGUCGCUGCAUAUAGAAUCUAUGAAACUGGGAAAGAAAAGGGCUUUGGACAAUCUAUUUUGCAUGAAGGCCAACUAGUGUUUCAUACACCCCCCUACAGCUUGCAAGAUGUAUCAUUGCAAGACAUUCAUUAUCCAAAUGCAUAUCUCAAAGUAACAGUUGUUCCUGACGAAGCUCAAAGUCCUAAAGCAGGGUUCGAGAGGUCAAGAUCAACAAUCGAUCAUAGUAAAAAUUCGAGCAAGGAAGGAAACAGUAGUACUAAACUAAGUACAGCUUCGGUCAGCCCGUUGGUUGGAAUGGCAGAAAGAAAACCUCUGGGGCGAAGAUUUUCUUACACAUCUGUGCGGGGAACCAACAUGAAUGAUGUUCCAUACGCUCGCCUAGUUGAUGCCAGUCCCACAGUACAACUGCCGCAAAAGCUGGAUUCAGACUCUAUAUUAAAUACAGAACGAAGUAAAUCAAUACUGAAUGUUCCUGAAAUUGAAACUGCACCAAAAAGCAGUGCCUCAGAUUCAAAACUAGCUGUUGAUUACUUUCAUACACCAGCUAGAGAGUGUUUGCAGCAAAGUAGUAGUCCACAAUCGUUACCAACUGUUCCAACAGAACAGACUCCGCCAACUACACAAAAAUUAGUAAGCAAAAAAGAUGGUGUCAAUGUUUCGGAGUCUCACCAUUCAUUAUGUGCAAGAUCGGAUUCUGAAGAACGUUUAAGACAAGAGGUACAGAGAACAAUAUCUAUGUCAUCUGAAAACCAUUCUGAAGCAUUCUACUCUGCGGAUGAAGACAUCAGUCAUGGCCUUGGUGGAAGUCGAACCUCCAGCCUUCGACAGUCUAUUGUUGGUUCUGGUACCGUCUUGAAUCACAGUGAAACCAUGAAAAAGAAGUUUUCCUCAGAUUUGUCGAUAGUUGAAAGUUCAACAAACGCAAAUCGCACCGUAGUAGAAAAAGCACAUACCUUAGAGAGAACUAAGACACAAAACUUGCACUCUAAGAAAAGUUCGAAGGUGAACAGAAAUGCUAGUUUCAGAAGUGUAGUCGAUACUAACGAAGCUGGUACCCUAAUUGAUACAUCUGACAGUCAUUCUGUAUCCUCAACAAGUUUUAUAUCAGCUAUGUCAUCACAAGAAGACAUGACAUUAGUGAAUUUACAUAUGCAAGUUAACAAACCGAUUGUUGAUUCCCCACUGUUAAUGUCAAGCUAUGUCAGUCAUCUGACUCAGGUUCGGUGUUCAAACUGGGUUCAAUCAUCAUUACCCUGUAGUGGUGAUGCUUUCACCACGCCCUUAUUUCAAAGGACUGAAGAUGGCAGGUUGGUUUACAUUGGUGGGCGUUAUGUACCGAAAUUCGAUGCAGUCACUGAAGGUUUCACAUCAUUGAAGAUGAUUACUAGAAUUGACGGAUCACCUAGAGCAAGUUCUUCUAACAAGACGCCAACACAUCCUUAUAUUUGGGAUAGCAGUGCAUUGAUUCAGUCUGAAGGUGAUAACAACGAUAUCGCACAUGACGAAGAAGAAUUAUUGACUGUACAGCACGAAACUGGUUCUCGUACAACUGUUAUUCUGAAACUGAAGGGUGAUAUCGAUAUUAUGUUGAGUCCAAUGGUAUUGGAAUCGUUACAGCGUUUUAUUGAUGCCAUAAUACCAACAUUGGCUACUUUGCAUCCAUUAACGAUCUUAAAUCACCUUCACAAUGAGUGUCUUGGGAGAGUUGAAGGUGCCAAUAUUUUGAAACAGGAUCAGAGUUUAUCUUACUGGAGUCAAGUGCAAACUAGUUCCAAACGGUCAACUGCAGAAAGGAAUAUAAAAAACGGAAAUGUCCAAGUUGCACUACAAACGAGCGUUUAUGAAGAAAGUAUUACUACUCAAGUACAGGGUACUAUAAUCUUACCAAAGGUGAAUAUAACAUUGUUACAAGCGUCAGUUGUGGAAGAAAUUAUUUCAUUUUCUGCACUGGAUAAUAUUCGAGACUUGACUUGCGUUUCAUUGUUUGCCAUUUGCUUUGACAAUGUUACGACGAGAUUUUAUAUUGGCAAACAAGCAAGAGAAGUAGUACAAACAUUUCAUAAGCCAGCAGUACAGCCUAAUCAGAAGAAGGUGAAUAAAAUUAGUAAAGCCUUUUUACCCGCACAUCAAACCGCUGCCGCCACUGAGAUUAUUGGUGGAGAACCAGUUUAUAUUGAAACAUCAGAAAAACAACAAGAAGAAACUAUAGUUACUUUGAAUAUUGGAAAGAUUCAUACACAAUUACGGCGACUUCGAAAUGAAUCAUCAAUAUUAAAAGAUGCAGUAAUAACAGCUAUACCUGUACAUUACUCCAAAGUGUUGUUUACAUGUACACGAAUAACUUCGCCCUUAAAAUGUGUUGACUAUUACCUGCAUCAACCUGUCGAUGAAAAAGAUAAAUAUUGCACACAAACCGGUCCGUCCCAAGCAACUGAAGAAUUCACAGUGGGCAGUGGGGAGGACAAAUUAGGAUUCAUAAUGUUUGAAUGCGGCUUCGAAGGGAUUUCAUUGAAAUGUGUCAAGAGAUCACAAUUUGAGAAAGGUGAUAAUGGGCACGAGGAUAAGAAAUCAGAAACGGAAAUUUUUUGUACAGAUAGCAUCAAAAGCCGUGAUGAACUAGAAAAUACCAUUGCUUCAACAUCGGCAACAACAGAAACAGACGUGGGUGCAACAAAUACUUCUAAUACAACGCGAAUAAAUACUAGUGCUACAUGCACUAGUUUAGUCGCCAAAGAGACUAAUGGCAACACAAGCUCGUGCAUUAUAGAACUAAAAACGGUGUGGUUCAAUUUCGCGGCUCCACCGAGAACUCCGAUAACUAGGAAAAUCGAUUACACUAGAUUGGAUUGGAAUUUAUUGAGCACAGCAUCCCCAGCCAUAAAUGCCUGGAUGAAUCCCAGCAACAGAUUUGCCAUUAGAGUUGUACACAUGGUUAAAAGCAUGUAUCGAAGGUCUACUGCCAUCGUGGCCUGUCUCAUGGCUGAAGCAUUGGAUGUACAGGGUAUCCACAUGCCAACAAAAAGUCGAUAUGGAAGAUUAACACCACUAGCCAAAACUUUGCAAGAAGAUCCAUCUUGUCAAUUAGGCAGUAUAUUACAAAAUUACGUUCUACUGUCCGAUCUUUCUACAAUUGAGGCAAACUUAAGAACAGCUGAUCUACCUCCACUGUCUACCCUUCGUCAGGGUGUUAUAGUGUUGAGCAGACAGUGGAAAAAUGUACUUUACACUCCUUUACUUUUGGAGCAUAACUACAAAACGAAGCAUGUCAAGCCUCUGAACGUCACAUUUGCUGUACCCGAUCCUGAUGAGGAAAAUUUGCUGACGGAUGGGGAAGGUAGUGCAGGAGAUGUUGACGAUCAGGAAGUGACAGAUGAGUGUGCAAUGCUGAUCCAUGCCGACCACAUACACAAACAUGUACAAAUCAAGAGCGGCCAAGAUAAAAGCCCAGGUAUGUGUGGCGAUGGUUUGACGGUUCCUGUAAGCUCUCCUCGGGGACGUGAUACCACUCCUUUGCCAACACCAGUUCCUGAUCCGGAUUCACUCACAUCUCCCUCUCCGCCAUUAGCUCCACCUAGGAGAGGGAGAUCAUUGCAACCUACACAAGUACCCGCGAGCACACGAGCAAGUAUUGUUUUUCCAUUACUUGCAAGUGGCGGGCUGUUCCAUCCGCCGCGUGAGACUAACAAUAUUAGUUACGGUGCAUUACGUGAAGAAAAAUCACCGCAAAUUCAAGUUUCCCAUUCUCAUCAACUCGGGUCAAAUCCGAGUAUUUACUCGGGUGGCAUUGGUCAUGGAAGUCACCACAGUAUAGGAAGCUUAGAUCAAGUUACUUCACCUUCCAGUCAUAAUGCUAAUAGACCUGUAAGCGCUGGAGAAGACCUGUACAGCUGGAUGGCUAAGCAACAAGAUUUUAUAAAAGAUAACGAGAAAGGAAAUCUUAAAGGAAAUUGGGUCUUUCGCACUGAGUCGAAAACUAUAAAGGACUCGAAAAUUAAUACAAUGACAACAGAAGAUACAGAAGAUUCAGAUGCCCAUAGUGGAACGUAUCUUUAUCCAAUGAAAGAUUCACUUCGCCUAUUAGAUGCGCAUUUAAUUUUUGAACCACUCCUAUCAUCUCUGUCUGUCAUGCCCCAACAAAUGCUCUCAGCUAUUGGUUCUGGUAACGCAAAUAAUGUUUCUUCUUUGGAGUCACUUGGAUCCAACUUGUCACUAGUCGGCAGCAUGGACACUAUGCGCAUUGACAUAGUCGUCAGCGAAUUCGGAAAAAUGUCAGAUAAAAAGAAAGGGAAUAAAAAUUCAGGCAAAAAAAUACCUGGUACAAAAUUCUAUCUUGACAUACCACCAGAGACUCCUGCAUUCUUAUGCGAAAAAAUUGGCGUUGAUAUUGAUAUAAAGGAAAUGGCUGAUAUGACUGUCGACGAUAUGAUUCAGAAACAAAAUGUAUUAUACAUCUCAAGAGGACAGUUGAAAAAGCACACAAGCAAAGUAGUGAAUUUCAGUCUGAACAUUAGAUACAUUAGUCAGCAAGUUAACAUGCCGCUGUUAAGAUUGUUACAUCAAAUCAGUAACAUGUACCAAAAUGUUAAAGAAACACAAAUGGAGUUGAAAGAGCAACAACCCGAGGCAAAGAGGAAUGGUAAUGCGACGGUGAUUGACAGUGCACCUAAGAAUGGUUCUACUUCAACUUUCGAAUUACAAGAUCAAUUAUUAGUUGAAGGUAAAAAAACUGACGAAAAUUUACUUGGAAGUAAUCUGGAUACUACUGGUCAGCCCAAAGUGAUUUCUCCAUCAGCAAGUAUGAGGUCUCGUCCUCAAAGUUUUGCACAAAAACUGCGGAGCACUGGCAAAAGUGUGAAAGGCUAUAUCAAUUUGAGUGAGGGUGUAAUCACCCCUAAUUUUGGAGCCAGUCCAAGUGGAUCUGGCUUGGAUAAAUUCAGUGUUUUGUCAGAUAAAUGUAAAGAUACUUCAAACUUGACACCCAAAUGUUGGAAGACCAUUUAUUACCUAUUGGAUCUAUACGCAACGCGGCCAGAAACCAAAACAAUCACACAUAGGUUUUCUAUACCUGCUGAUACAACGGAUAAUUCGAAAAGUGGAAGAAAGACGGAAAAUUUAAAUGAAACAAAAGAUGGUGAUGUUGAAAAGGGACUGAGUCAAGACCCUAGCUCUACACCUGUUCCACCACCAAAAGAAUUGAAUCUCGUCACAGGUGAACGAACAAGACUGGUAAUAUUUGGCGUAGCUAGAAUACAUAGGACCAGAUUGUUGGCCACUUUGAGCGGUCUGAAACUGGAAGCAGAAAUAACCAGUCUACAUGCCAGUUUAACACGUCGGAAAAAGUCUAGACCAGCUAGCUCAGAAUGUAGUUUAACUGGCCAAAUUGGUAGAACGAUGAUUGUAUUGUUAGAGGGGGUUGCUCCAAAUCAACAAACUGUGGUGAAAGUCACUGUUGGAAAGUCACAAGCAUUGUAUUCAAGUAUUACAAGACGACAAAAAGAUAAAAAUAGUGGAUUACUGACAGUUGGUGCUGUCAAUAUCGAUAUACCCCAACACCCUGUAGCGCUUCAUGGUAUGAUGACAAGAGGUAGUAAACAACUUUCAUCCACUCUACAGGAACUCAGAGUUACUAGAACCUCGUCCCGAAUGUCUCGAGGUCAACAACCUGAAGAAACAGAUGGUGUGUCCGGUAGUCCUCAUCAUUAUCCACCAGCACCUCCGGUUGAUAUAGAAAAACCGCGUCCAGUUUCUAGUUUACUGGAGCCCAUUGUUAUGCAAUUUAAUAUAAUUCUUCAAAGCUUGAGCAUAACUGCGGCUCUAUUACCUUCUUUACAAGCCCAGUACAAAAUGGACCAAGUUAACAGUUCUGGGAUAACAGGAAGCAAGGCUAAAUUUACAAUAGACUUACCUCACCACAGCCUCAGUUUUACAACGAAGCUACAGGUAACUGAGGCUAACCUUCCUUCUGAGGCAAGCAUCGAAUUACCCAAAGUUCAUGUAUCAGCGGAAUAUAUCCAAGAUGGAAGUAGCAAUUUGAACGAUAGUAAAAUUGCUGAUGGUGUUGUGUUAAGACAAGGCAGCUAUCUCAGUGCAACUGCAGAUAUUGGUAUAUUCGAGCAUUCCUUGACUACAGAUUUGUUGAAUCACUUAGUCUUUGUUCAAAAAGUCUUUAUGAAGGAAGUUAAUGAAGUGGUUCAAAAAGUUUAUGGUGGUGAAAAGCCUGUGCCACUAUGGCUGGAAGAUGAAGAACCGACGAGCACUAGUUUGAAGAGAAUAUUGUUCUCGUUGGUAAUUCGUAUAAAGCGCAUUCAACUUACAGCUACAACACCUACUAAUUCUGCAGUUCGUUUAGAAACUGGGGCUGUGGAAUUUCAAUUAUCAAAUAGAGUACAGAACGUCUCUGGAGCUACCCAACCAAAUCCUUACAUGAAAUUAUUUGGCAAGGCACAGGUUGAUAUUAAUCUGAGUCUGGGUCAACUACUAAAGAAUGUCAUGUUCGAAGAGGCGGAACCAGAAUUUCAACAGUUUGCAUUUUUCAAUACCAGAGUUGGCUUACGAAACGCAUUUCAAGAAGAAAUGGCCCAAGGAGAAGACAAGGAAGUAGUCUUAAUUACGCUAAAACGACCAUUGAUCUAUAUUCAGCCAAUGGCAGUUGAUAAAGCAAUUCUUGUAUGGUUAAAUUAUAAAAAUGCAUACGAAUAUUGGAACGAAAAACGUGCGAAUUUGAAUAAAGAGGUGUUAACAGCCACUCAGCAAGUUUUUGAAAAGGUGCCAUUUGGACAAUUGACAAGUCAACUCAGUGCUCCUCAUUUAGGAACAUUAUUUUUACAACUAACUGUUGACGAUAUGGGAAUCUGUGUACCCUUAAAUUCACUCCCACCGAACAAUUGGGGUUUGAGUAGAGGCUUGUAUGAUGGAGAGUCACGUGGAGCUGUUGUCGUAACACUCGAAAGUACAAGUAUUUCUGCAUGCAGUAGUGGCAGUCUUGUCAGCAAAGGAAGGUUUGUUGGCUUAUGUUUGAGAUUUGCUGAAGAUUUUGAGACUUCUUUGGAUGAUUGGAAACCUGAUAUGACAGAUAGCAGCAUAAUGAACUUAUGCGUGGUGUCAGAAGGAACGUACGAAGUAUGCAGUAGAACUGUGGCACAAAAACAAGAUAAGUCUGACAAUGCGAAGUGGCUACUGAAUGUUCAAUGGCAAAUGGAAGGUGUUGAUAUUCAUCUUGAUGUCAGCGUGGGGCAACAAUUAUCUGCAUUAGGUCAUACUUUGACGAUGUUGACUGGCUCGGAAGAGGACGAUAAUCACAUAACUGUUGAUUAUGAUAGUGACGAUGCUGAUGAACAAGAGAACAGUACUAGCCAGGUUAAAAAAAAAGAAAGUAUUUUAAUGAAGAAAUCAAAGAAUUGGACCGACAAUCUACCAGCUUUUGUAUAUGAUCCCUCUCUUGACGCAAAAAAACGCUCCAAAUUGAUAGAAAAAGAAAUGAAUGAACAGGCAAAAAUAAUAAAUGAUCUCCGGUCACUAGGUGCAUCCCACGGAACCAUUGAACAAGAAAUGAAAAGGCUCAAGGAACUAGAAGUUAUGGUAUUUAAAGAUUUUCGAAGAGAUAUGAUACAAAAAUUGAGAAGACAGUCUGUGAAGGCAUCGGGAAUAAAAGGAAAAUUAGGUCUUGGUAGCAAAAGUAAUGCUUAUCGUUCUCGAUCAUUUAUCGUUCCAUCACCAACACCUGAGCAUCAACUUGAAAGCCCUGAAGAUUUGAAUGCUGAUGUAAACUCUGCUAACUCUGCAAGUUUUGAAAGUAGUCCAAGAAGUGGUCCAAGCCGAUCGGCAUCGCUAAGGGUUAGAGGUCUUAGUGGUCCAAGAGUUACCUUCAGUGAUACCCACACAAUGUGCAGACAGUCGUCAUUACCGAGUGCCGGUUCUGAGUUGAGUUUACCGGAAGGAAAUUUAGAAUGGCCAGAUUCAAUUGAUAUUGAAGGAGAGCAAGUGGAAUUACGAAAGAAACACAGGGAUACAAGCUGUGCUUCUAGCUACGAUAGCAUGGAAGGAAGUGCACCGCUCCUUGAUUCAUAUGUGAGAGAACAAAUGUCGUCAACUUCCUCACCACAUAUUAUAUCCCAGAAACCUCAAGAACCGAACAUCGAUUUUGAACUCGAUGUAAAAGUACUUAUCAACAGUGGAAAGUGUGUACUUCAUACCAAAGACUCUGCCAGGGAAGAUGAAUUAAAGUUGCUAAGCAGAAUGAAAAAAGAGAGAUCCUGUUCUGGCGGAACCUUUGAAUUUCAGCCAAGCAGUCCCAGCAGUAGUAGACGGCAUCUUAAUAGUAAAGAAAAAUCAUCUGCAUCCAGUGCAUCAAGACUCAGAUAUCUACAACACACAAAUGUUUCAUUAGUUGACCUAACCAUAUUCCAUAUACCGGGAUUGGACGUAAAGGUUCAUUAUGAAUCGAAAACACUUCUUGAGGAAUCAAUAUCCCCUCGAUUGUCAACGGAUAACAACUUGUUGAAUCCGUUAUCGGCAACCACUCUUCGAAAAUCCGGUACUAAAAAAGCAAGCCUUUUUGCAUGGAUGACUCUGCAAAGUAUUCCAGAAGAAACUAUCAUAAGCCCACAUAUACUUGAAUUUCUGGAGCAAACUUUGGAACCGAUACCAAGCAAAACAAGUUUUCAUACAGGUGGACAAACAAGCACUGUAUUUACUGCGGAAAAUACUGAAAGUUCUUCGUGGGCUGCAACAGCUGCGAGUGGAAACUAUGUUUAUGCAAGUUUUCCGGUUGAUGUUAUCGUUUACUUUCAUAUGCAGCCUUCCACUUUUAGAUUUUCAUGCUUACCAGUAUCUCGUGUAGAAUGUAUGCUUCAAUUACCUUCUCUUGAUAUUGUGUUUUCAUCCAAACGUGCGGAAGAAGAGUUGACUGAAUUUAAAGAGUACAAAUCUCCGUCCACUCAUACAAUUGGCAAAGAGAGCGGCUCAGCAAUUGGCGGUUUGUCAGUAACUGGCUGUCUUGCAGAUUUUUCUGUUUAUAUAUUUCAUCCUUAUGGUGGCGGGAAAAAAUCUGCACUAAAAGAAGCUCAGUGGUCGCCAUUAUCAGACAGUGAACGAAAGGAUUCUUUGAGUAUCAAUGUUGAGUUUGUGAAAUUCCAUUUAUCCAGGAGUCGAAAAUUAAAUUUUCCAAAUGAACAGACUAAAAAAAGCACGGACACCAGUAGGGCAGUCAUAAGGUUUUCAACAAUUGUUGACAUUGGAUCAGCUUCUUUUAAAUAUGACAUGCGUCGAUUGACAGAGAUUCUUGCCUUCCCUAAAGCAUGGUAUCGUCGCAGCAUCGUAAGGCGCCUCUUUCUUGGUGACCUGAGUACAGCCUCUGCACAUUCUGAAGGCGAUGACAGUCCUCCACUAAAUCAAGAAGAAGCUGUAAUGGGUAGCUCUUUAUUACGGCACUAUGACAGGCCUGCCGGAGAUACUUUGUCACGUUCAGCACCUGAAAGAAGCCCUACUUUGAAUAGAGAUAAAUUAAGACUGAGCUUAGAGGCUGACAUGCCUAAGCAAUCUAGAUUAAAAGAUAUUGGCAGAGGCUGGAGUUUCAAUUCAGAUAAACAAACACCAUCAGAAGUUAAAUCACGAGAAUCGGCCUGGGAGACUCUGGUUCUUUUUGCAGUUAAUUUUACUCGAUUAAAUGUUCAUAUGAAUAUGGGAAAUGUCAUGGGUAACGUGAUGUGGAUGACCAAAGAUUUCCGAAGUGAUGGAAGACUCUCUAUUGGUAGCAUUGGGCAUAAAAAUCUGUAUAUUGGUGUGGGAUUAGGAGGAUCAAGCUUAGAUGCAAAAGGUGGAAUUGUUGGUGGUACCAUUGAACUUAGCAAAAUUGACACUUAUAUUCACAUUUGCGAAGAACCUGGCACAGAACCUGAUCAUACAGUUGGACUAAAAUUAUUUGCUCUUGAAUUACGCUUAGACUACAUGGGGACCAGUGUAUUAAUGUCAAGAGUAUCGUCACUAGAUGUAACGCUCAGAGAUGAGUGGAAGAUUAAUCGAACAAACAGUGGAGAUGCUUUUAUGCCAACGAGGCGGCCAGCCAUAAUUUUCAUGCAUGGUGAUCUGGGUUGGGAUCAGCUUCAAAUUAUGAUAAGUAAAUCAACAACUGCAGAUUUAUUAAAAAUGUUCUACAAAUUGGACGAGUUUUUCAGCCAACAAUUUAGGAGUAGUAAAAGAGUUUUUAGCUCACUCCAACCGAGGCAUCAAAGAAUGAAUAAUACCAGCUUCAAACGAAAGCAACAGAAAAAGAGAACCACUCUUGACGGGCCGUGGACAAUGAAUCAAGCUGCAGUAUCGGAUGCGCGACAUCAUAGACACUGGCAACGUGUGUUAUCUCAGGUUGCCGGUCUUCAACUUGGGACCUUAAGGUUUUCUCUACCAUUUAAUGGUACAGUUCUAGGAGGAACAAUGGAACUACACGGUUGUAACAUUAGCUUAGCCUGCUUCCAUGGUAUAAAUUUCAAGAGUAAAAGUUGGGCAUUGUUUUCACUGAAAGAACCCUGUAUUAGCUUCGCCACUGAAGCACAAGAGAUACCAAAUGUAGAGUCACCCGAAACCUGCGACGUACAUGUUGUACAAACGCUGACUAUAAGUCUUGGCCAACAACAGCAAGAACAACAUGCCAGACAUCAUUCUAUGGCAACGGUAUGCAGACUAAGUCGCAGUGUCUUAUUUCCUCCGCAAUUUAAAUCCCUUCAAGAGUGGUUCCACUAUGCCUUUGCCAAUAGUGAAAUAGAUGGAGUCGACAGAUUUCCAUGUGUUGAAAGAGAAAGAACUGAUAGUACGUCCGAAAGUAAUAAUGGGCCAAGGGGUAGAAGUACUUCGACAACGUCUGGAAAGAUGCAAGAACAUUCUCAUACUAGGGAAGUUAUAUUUGCCUUACCGUCCUUACAACUUCACCUCAAAACUGAGCAUUUGCAAAGUGCUAGAACUCCAGAUGUGAUUGGACUACCUAAGCAUAUUUUGUAUAGUGAGAAGCCGCUGGUGGAAUGUAGUUUUAUUACUGAAUUUGAGGACCAUAUAUUCGUCACUGUGGAUGCUGAGGCCUUCUUUUUCCUACAUGACCUUAUUACCUCCUAUGUGAAAGAAAAAGAGAGAGUGCAUGCAAUGCAAGGUGCCAGAGCCUACAGUCCAGACCCGCAAGAGAGACGGAACGCUAAUUUAAAUACAUCUAAUGCGUCAACAACAUCGUCUGUAACUACUGAGGAUGAACGAAAACGAAAGCAAUUUGACCCUGCAGAAAUGUUCAUUAAGGAUUGGAGAUCGUACAGGUGCAAAACAUGGCACUUAGAGCCUACUGUUAGACUUUUAUCAUGGGCUGGGAAAAGCAUAGAGCCUUACGGUAUUGAUUACAUAUUACAAAAACUGGGAUUCGCUCAUGCACGAACAACAAUUCCAAAGUGGAUUCAGCGCGGAUUUAUGGAUCCCUUAGAUAAAGUACUCGCUGUAUUGAUGAUACGAAUGGUUUUGGCUGUCCGCGAAGACACACCUGAUGAAAAGGAUCGCAAAAAAGAAAAAUAAAAUCCAAAAAAUCCAAUAUUGAUUUUUUAUUUUUUUUUAAUUAUUUUUAUUACUCUUGUUCAGUACGAUAACAAGAAGUCUGUAUAAUUUGAAAUUCAGUUUCCACACUUCUAGUUGUGAAAGCAUUAAAUUGAAAUAAUGUAGAAUACUUUCACAUUUCUACUGACAUGGGUUCAACGAAAAAAAUUGAUUGAAACGUAUGUAUACUGAAUUUACGAUAAGCCAGAAGUAGAAUACAGAAACGACUUAGUGAAUCGUAACGUAAGUCGGGAAUGUGAGUGUUUGUAUAAGAGAUAGUUAUGUAACGUUUUCUCAUUUGUAGUUUUACUCAAAGUUAUGGAAUUGAAUUAGUGUUCCAUACCUGCUAUACAUAUGCUUUUGUAUAUAAUACGUAAAGAUUUGAAUAUUAAGACCAUGAUAAUUGAUGUUUUCCAAAACAAUUAUUAAGUGUAUCAUUUAUUAUUAUACUAUGUACAACUGUACACCGAUCAAUAAUCUAUUUUUUUUAUGUGAUAUAUAUGUCUGAUGGUUUAUGUAAUCCUUCUGACAUCCAAAUAGGUCAGAUUAUGUAUAUCUCUUGGAAGAUUGUAAUACAAGUUUUCUUACACUUACGCUUCGAUUGUACUUUGAGAUUCCGACCUAGACGAUCAGUUACUCUAAUUAAACGCAACGUAGGAGUACGUUUGUGACGUCACAGUUAUCGGCACCAUUAAUAAUUUUAAUGUUUACCUGAAAAAAGAGUUGAAUAAUGUGAGGUGUUUCAGAAUGCUUUACGGAUAAACGAGCUCAUGAUUUGAUAUUUAUAAAUUUCAUGUAUUUUCGG
Molecule: messenger RNA, 16112 nt
Organism: Diprion similis
Lineage: Eukaryota; Metazoa; Arthropoda; Insecta; Hymenoptera; Diprionidae
Gene: tweek
Product: transmembrane protein KIAA1109 homolog
Exons: 51
Coding region: 218-15289 (5023 amino acids)
Biological process (GO): synaptic vesicle endocytosis
Source: RefSeq, a predicted model, not a curated record